AUGGCAGCCGUGCCCCGGAAGUGGAUUGUCGCCCCCUGUGUUGCGUUCCUGCUGUCAUUGUUUGUUGGCAACGGCCAAGGUAUUGUUCAUGAACUCAACAAGGACAACUUUGCCAAGUUUAUACAAGGGAAGUUUUUUACUUUGACAUUCGUGGGCUCAACAUCCUGCGAGAAAUGUGCCAUUGCAUUCCCGUUCUUCGUUGCCACGUCUAGAGCCUUCCCGCACGACCCAGAAAUAUUUUUCACCAGGACCAACGACCAAGCGCUGGUUAAGGAAUGGGGAAUUACCGACCUUCCAGCGCUCAUAUACCACAGGGCAGGAAAGAAAAACUACGAGUUAUUCCCAGUGGAUAUCAAGGUGGAUGACAUCAUUGGUGAGAUUAGCCAUAUAACGCGCGGUAACUUUGAUGGGCUGACCCGCAUCUACACCGUGGAGGUCAACGACAACAACUACGACGAGCUGGUCGUGACCCCCAGACAGUCGGUGAUGAUGCUGGUUCAUGACAAAGGUAACGCACGUGAACGACAGAUGAUAGAGAAAGCCGCAUAUACCUUUCGUAGGGAUGACGCAGUAAUUUUCGCAACAUUGGAUGUUGUCAAGCACAAGAAACUCCGAGACAACAUAAUGAAGACCAGAGAUGUACCCGCGGUCAUGUGGUUUCCUCCCGAUGAGAAGACAUCACCCAAGAGGUUUGGCGGCAUGCUGACAUAUCAUCUGAUGAUUGAUUUUGUCAAUGACAGAACAGAGCUUAACAGGGAUGACGACAGCAACCUAAAACCGGAG
Molecule: messenger RNA, 783 nt
Organism: Candidula unifasciata
Lineage: Eukaryota; Metazoa; Mollusca; Gastropoda; Stylommatophora; Geomitridae
Source: the annotation of a GenBank genome assembly